This is a messenger RNA of [Candida] anglica, 972 nucleotides long. Lineage: Eukaryota; Fungi; Ascomycota; Pichiomycetes; Serinales; Debaryomycetaceae. The record is from the annotation of a GenBank genome assembly.
AUGGAAGGGAACUAUCAACUAGAUAACCUUCGAAUUGUUAAGCUGAUAAUUGAUAUUGGGUCUCAUAUAUCUAACAUGUUAAGCAAAUCUCUUGUUGAAUUGACUUUAUGUGGUGAUACAUCAAAUGAUAUUCCAGAAUUUCCCCUGUUCGAGAAUUUGAGAAAAUUAAAUCUUCAGGGUAAUCCAAUCAAUCUCUUGAUGCAUUUCCCCAAUCUAGAAGGUUUGAAAUCACUUUCUUUGACUUUUGAAGGUGACCCAACAACUUUUAAUUUCACUCCUCCUUGUUUCCCCAUGGAUACUGUUGAAGAGUUUCAAUUAAGAUUUAACUCUACAUAUAUUUGCAAGGAAAGGCCUACACUUUUACUUGAAAUCAAUACAUUCCUUGAAAGCUUGGAGUUCCCAAAUUUACGUGGCUUGUCAAUAUCAAGUACGGAUUUACGACGAGGUAAUUCCUUUAAAAGUAUUCUUCCCGCGUUUAAUGAAUUUAUUUUCAAGGUUCCUUACUUAAGUGCUCUUCAUUUAAGUAUUGGCUGCGAAAUAAAUUUUUCUCACUUGAAAAGUAUUUUGCGACAUAAAAAUUCUCUUACCAGAUUAGUAUGGAUAGGUAAUCUUGAUGGGAACAUGUUUGAUAAAUAUAGAAACAUUAAAAAGAUUCGGUUUGAUAUGGUAAAUGGAAUUUUACUUAAUUCCAUUACCGAUAAGUAUAGUCUUGGUGAAUCAGAAUUGCUCUACGUUGAUUGUAUGUGUGAUCUUGGGAAGGAAAGAGGAGAUAACUAUUUCGAUUUGGAAUCAUUUAAAAUAUGCUAUGGAGAAUCACAAGUGAAUUCUAAAUUGGUAGAAUAUAUUACUAAAGAAAUUCAAACAUUCAUUGAUGAAUUUAAGAAUUUGCGAUAUAUGGUGAUAAACGGAAUUCAUUUCAAUGUGCUUCCCACAUUUGAUAACCACUGCGAAAUCACAUCAGUGUAUGAUUAA